Molecule: messenger RNA, 654 nt
Organism: Anisakis simplex (herring worm)
Lineage: Eukaryota; Metazoa; Nematoda; Chromadorea; Rhabditida; Anisakidae
Source: the annotation of a GenBank genome assembly
AUGAAAAUUAACUUCGAAAGAGUGCGUUCACUUCAGGAACUUGAGAAUCAGAAAGAAGCAUUAGUCUGUCGUAAUAUCAAAGGUAAAACUCGUCACACUGAGCUCAAGCCAAAUCUAUGGACAUUAGACGGUUCAUUCACACAUUUUACAGUCGGUCCGGCAAAUGAUAACAGGAAAAUAUUCCAGGCAAAUACGCGGACAACGGACAACGGACAACAAGGAACACCUCCGUUGAUUCAGUGUGCACAAUUUGAUAGCAGUCGAACAAAUGCGAGAACGCAACGCACUGAUCGUCAUCGUGUACGCACGCUUUAUCGUGUUGAAGGCUUGACAACUAGGAAUAUUAGUGGACGAGCGCAGCAGCAUUACAUUGCGAGAAUAUCGGUGCGCUUCCGACAUGUCCUCGUUUCAAAGAGUUUCAGUGCGAAAGUUUCGAAAAUUUUUUGGAACUCUGAAGAGAAACACGAAAUCCAUGAAAUUGGGGCACAACUUGAUACUAGUGUGGAGGGUGAAGUGUUGUUCGUUAAAGAAAAGAAGCAUUGGAUGAAAUUAGAAAACGAAACGAAAGUCGAAUGGGAACAUGCCUGCGAAGAAGCAACAUUAACAAGGCAUGUGCCUGUUCACGGCGUUGCUUGUGCGAACCAGUGUAAAUGA